UCCAUUUUAGCCAUCAAAAUGUUACUUCUCCUCUUAUGUCUUAACGUGGUUGCAUCAGCAACUGAGCGAGCACCUUCCUACCUGAUUACUGCCCCGAAUAUCAUUCACAUUGGGGUGGAGGAAAGUGUCACUAUUCAAUUACAUGAUGCCAAAGACGUUGUUCACUUUCAAGUGUAUUGCUGGGACAUAAUCAAAAGGAAGAAAUGUUCAGAGACAGCACUGUUUACACUAAAUCCAGAAAACAAUUUCCAGGAGACAAAAACGAUCACGGUUUCCCAAAAGAAGGUUAAGGAGCUUUACCUUUGGCGACGUCGGCAAAAGUAUAUUUACUUGGCUGCUGAGAGUAAGGAAAUUCUCAAACAGCGAAGGAUGGUGCCUGUCAAACUGUCCAACAAAAAGGGUUACAUUUUCAUUCAGACUGACCAGCCAGUUUACACCCCCGGCCAAAUCGUAAUGUACAGAAUUUUUACGCUGGAUCACUACAUGAGGCCAGUAAAUGAUAAAAUCAGGGUUUCUAUAUACAACUCCCGCAACAUGCAACUCAUGGCUGCCUACUGGAUGUCAGAGAAAAUGAAAUUGCUCCGGACAAGAGUCCCCGAUAUUGAAGAACCCGGAAUUUGGCGAAUAGAGGCAGAGUUUUUGGAUUCACCCAUGUCCAAAGUUUCUGCGCAGUUUGAAGUGAAAGAAUUCGUUCUCCCCAGGUUUGAAGUCAAGGUACAAGCAGAUCAAAUGUUCUACCUUGUGACCAAGGAGGAGUUCAAGUUCAAAAUAGUGGCAAUGCAUACAUAUGGAGAGGCAGUCGAGGGUAAGGCAUUUGUGAGAUUCGGGAUCCUUCACGGAAUUAACAAGACGUAUGUUGGAGGUCUCGAACAAGAACUAACAUUGGUGAAGGGAGAAGUCAAUUCCUCUCUCAACACUCAAAGUCUAUUGGAAAAAUCCAACCUGAUGUCCAUUGAUGAGCUUGUGGGUCUGCAUCUCUAUAUGGCUGUGACUGCUGUAGAAUUAGUCAGUGGUGAAAUGGAAGAGAUAGAACUCAGCAGCAUCAAAUUUGUUUCUUCACCAUAUGUGAUGGAUUUGUCAAAAACAAGCCGCUUCUUCUCUCCAAUGUCUUUUUUCACUGUCAUCACAACUGUAACCUAUCCAGAUGGGACUCCAGCUGUCAAUGUGCCAGUGAAUAUUGAUGGAGGCCAAUCUACAAACACCAAUGAGGAGGGUGUGGCUGUCUUUCAAAGGGAGACUCGAGAAAAUGUCAGUGUUCUUAGCAUCAAGGUGACGGCUGGUGAUGGAAAACCUGGGACGGAAUUCCAAGAAACAAUGGUGACAGCCCAUGUCUAUCAAUCCCCCAGCAAGAGUUAUCUUCAUAUAAAGGCACCUCACAAGGUGCAGAAGGCAGGUCAAUACAUGAUUAUAGAACUGACAGCUAUCACAGAACUGGGCAGCGAAGAUAUUGAUUACUUUUACUACACUCUCUUAAGCAAAGGCAGGGUGAUUGUAUCUGAUAGGAUUCACAAGGCGGAUCCUACGAAGCUCCACUUUCAAGUGACACUUGACAUGGUACCUACGUUUCGCUUUCUUGCCUACUAUUAUGUUUCCACUGGAGGAAGAAGGGAAAUUGUGGCGAACUCAGUGUGGAUUGAUGUGGAGGAUCAGUGCGACGGGCAGAUAGCAAUAACAGAAAGCGAUGCUUUCUAUGGACCGGGUGAUUCGUUUGACCUGCAAUUCUCCACCAAUGAUGCAGCAAAUGUGUCUUUUGUUGCUGUUGAUUCAUCAAUGUACAUCCUAAACAACAAGAAUAAACUCACAGUCCGGAAGGUAUUUGACGCAAUGAAUGCUUAUGAUCUGGGAUGUUUCUAUGGAGGUGGAGUUAACAGUGUUGGUGUUUUCAGGGAUGCCGGGCUGAGUUUUAUCUCUGAUGUGGACGUAGCCUCUAUUAGACAUGAAUAUUCCUGCAGAAACGAAAUCAGAAGAAUGAGGAGGGAAUUAAAUCUGCAGCGGCAAUUUGCUGGAAAAUUAAACGAAUACCCAGAUCGCAGAUUGCGGAAAUGCUGCAUGGACGGAAUUACUAAGAUAUUAAUGCAGCUUAGCUGCGAGCGGCGAGCAAGUCGGGUCAAGGAGGUGGAUUGUCGACAGGUUUUCAAGAGCUGUUGCAUCUAUGGAGUGGAACUGAGGAAGAAUCAGACGCUGAAGGUGAAUUCGAUAGCGCGAUCUGCUGUGAAUGAAGAGGAAGAAUUUUUCGAUGAAACUUCCAUUCACGUACGUAGUGUAUUUCCACACAGCUGGCUAUGGAAAACAGUCGAGGUUUUCAGUGCGGGAGAUCACAAAAAAUUGAAUGUCUCCUUGAAACCAUUGCUGAACAUCAAAAAUGAAUUUAUUUUUAGCCGUUGUAAUUGCUGCUGUGCAGAGAAAGAGUGGCAAAGAAUGAAGCCUUCAACCAUUUCAAAAAGCACCUAUGAAAUAUCUGAAGAGGAGCCAUCUAACUUGGUACCUGACACUGACAAUUAUAUGUACAUCCGUGCCACAGGGACAGUAAUGGGAGAGGCAGUGGAGAACUCACUAAGUGCUGCUGGAAUUGACAAUCUCAUUAAAGUCCCGACUGGUUGUGCGGAGCAAACGGCGAUGCAUAUGGCCCCUACAGUCUUUGCUGUUGAAUACCUUGACCAAAGCGAUCAAUGGCUAUCACUUAAAGCCGAACGCAAGGACGAAGCAAUCUUCCACAUUGAAACAGGGUAUAAUAGAAUUUUGGGAUAUAAGAAAGAUGACGGGUCCUAUGGAGCCUGGAAAACUUAUCCAAGCAGCACGUGGUUGACUGCGUUUGUUGUAAAAAUACUCUCAAUGGCGCGAACACAAAUUGUUGUCAAUGACAAAUUCAUUCGGGAAUCUGUAGCCUACCUCAUCCAUGGGCAAAAAGUAUCUGGAGCAUUUGAAGAUCCCCAUCCAGUGAUAACCAGAGACAUACAGGGUGGAGUUAGUGGAACUGAAAAAGAUGUCUCCCUUACAGCGUUUGUGGCAAUAGCAUUGCAUCAUUCCUUGGCGGCCUUUCAACUGAAUAAUAUUGCAGAGAUUUCACGAGUGGAAAAAAGCAUUGAAAGUGCCGUUAAAUUUUUGCAUGGCGAGCUGCUGAAUAUUAACCAGUCUCACACCAUUGCCAUCACUGCGUACGCACUUGCCCUCGUGAAGGCAGAUGUGGAUAAAGUUCUCAAAGCUGAUAGAAAAUUGAAAGCACUCGCAUCCUAUGACGAUGGCAAGGAAAAGGGGAAGAGAAAAGAUGAAUGCUUGUCUCAAGUGUUUGUGUUCGGGGAGGGAUUUAGACUCCUGGAUCUGAAGGAACAUUUGUGGGGAUGGUGUAUCCUCUACAAGUGGGCUGGUCUGCAGCUGAACCAGAAAGGAACCAAAAUCCUUGCACAAUGGCGAGAUAGUGACGAUGAGGAGAGUCAGUUCCAGUCUGGAAUGGCAAUUGUGGAUAUUUCACUCCUCAGUGGUUUGGAACCUGAGCUGGUGCAACUUGAUAAGCUGAAAAACGGAGUUGACAAGUACAUCGAUCACUAUGAUUUCAAAGAUGGAAGGGUCAUACUUUAUUUGGAUACGGUCCGUGAGGAGAAAGAAUGUGUCGUGUUUGCCACCAAACAAGUUGUGCCAAUGGGUUUAGUGCAGCCAGCAUCAGCCACUCUAUAUGAUUUCUAUAAUCCAAGUAUAAGAUGCACUGUGGCGUACAAUGCUCCUGAAAUGAAUCCUAUGAUUUCCAAGAUCUGCAACAGUGAAGUUUGCGUUUGUGCUGAAGGUUCUUGUCCUCAACUUAAGGACAUCUUGUCCACUGAGGUGAGUGGAUCAGCUCGGAUAGACUUUGCCUGCUACAGUCCAAUUGUGGAUUACGCUUAUACAAUCAGAGUUGACAAUAUUACUACCACUGGAUAUUUUGAAAACUACCAGGUCUUGGUUACUAGACUUCUGAAAAUGGGCAAUAAGGACGAAGACGUUAAAAUCAAUGACAUCCGACAUUUCCUGAAGCGGAGAUCCUGUCAGAUUCAGCUGAAGAAAGGUGAAGAUUAUUUUAUCAUGGGCCAAGAUGGGAGAAGCAUCGAUGAAAGUGGCAAGAUUCAGUAUUUAUUUGAUGCUAAAUCGUGGAUUGAAGAAAUUCCAUCAGCUGAUACCUGUGAGCUUCGGAAAUACCGAAGUGCCUGCAAAAGCCUGAAUGAUUUCAUGGACGAUCUUGCAAAUCGUGGAUGCCAGAUAUAGCCAAACAGAACUUCAAGGCUGACAUUUUAAAUCCAUACUGCUAAAUGUAAUACAAUAAUUGUUCUGUAUGAUAAAUUUUAGAAAAUUAUAUCAUUUAUAAAACUUCAA
Rhincodon typus (whale shark) is the source of this 4341-nucleotide messenger RNA. RefSeq names its product complement C4-A-like. The transcript is spliced from 34 exons. Lineage: Eukaryota; Metazoa; Chordata; Chondrichthyes; Orectolobiformes; Rhincodontidae. Gene Ontology annotation, molecular function: protein binding; endopeptidase inhibitor activity. The record is from RefSeq and is a predicted model, not a curated record. Gene Ontology annotation, biological process: complement activation. The coding region runs from base 19 to 4233 and encodes 1404 amino acids. Gene Ontology annotation, cellular component: extracellular region.